CGGUGCUAGGCAUUGGUGACUGGCUGGCCGUCAGUGAGGACGCAUCACGCACACUCACACUGCUGUGUAGCUGGAGGUGCAGACAUGGCUGGGACAUGCUGCUGCGUCUUGGUGUGGCUGGCCUGCCUAGGCAGUUUGAGUGCUGCCUUCUCUGCUAAUGGAGGGAGAGUGGUUGUGGCCAAAGCGGCAGGUGGGAUGGAGGUGUCUGGCGCCGAGGCUCUUUGCGCCUCCAUUGGCAGCCGCCUCUCUACACUGGCAGAGAUGAGCAACUUCGUGUCCAAGUGUGGCCUGCUUGAGUGCCGGCCGGCAUGGCUGUCCGACGGCAGCCUCAGGACGGCCGGCUGCGGGAACAGCAGUGAAGGCCUACAGGAGGACGUGGCGCUGCCUCCCCAGCCACCACCGCCGUCGCCCCAAGGCCCAGUGGCCGGAGUCACGAUCCGCCCCAGGGGCCUGACCUCCAGCCUCGCAUUCUGCUUCAUCCUGCCCGGACAGCCAUGUGGCGACCCCCCCGUAUUCCCGUCGGCACGUCUGGAUGAGGAGGAGAUGGGGCAGAGGGAGAAGGGGGGGGCGCAGCCAGAGCUCCACUACAUCUGCCAGGACGGUCAUAUCAUGGCUGGCGGAGCUCGCUCCUUCUCUCUGGCGUGCGAUCCCCAGUGCGGGCAGUGGCAGGGAGCCGUGCGGCCCUGCGUGCCCGAACACGUUGCCAUCCACCUUGACUACAACGUCGAGGAGGUGGGCGUCACGGACUGGGCUGAUCAACUCGAGGCAACGCAUGGAUCCCAGAGUCCAACUCCUGCAGAAGGACUGGGCCCACUCAAUCCGCUGCAUGAGACACGUGCGGCCGAAAGGGAAGUUUCGUUCGUUGCUGCCUCCAAUGAAUCGGAGCACGGUCACUUAGUGGAGCUUCUACAGGAAAAUAUGGAAUAUGAUAAGCAAGAGGAGGAGGGGGAGCAGAAAGAGGAAGGAAGCAGACGCCCUCCUGACUUCUCAUUGGUCACCAACAGUGUUGGCAUCAAAACUGGCUCACGAGGUCUCAGCACCAAGGUUUGGGAGAACAGGAGGGUCACGGUGACUGAAGAAAUGCCCAUAAAUGUCCCUUGGCUACGUGGGGAGAGACUGCCAUCUGGAACGUCCGAGGAACGAGAUAUAGGAACGGACGUGGUCCCAACGUACGAAUCUUCACCGAAUGCAACACAAGUUCAUUCCCAUCCCUACGUCGCAGAAGUCUCGUCCGCAAUGCCCGUCACGCAAGACCUCCGUUCCGACCUCGUGGGUUUCCCCAUCGCCUCCACGAAUGCGGCGAACCUCCACCCGGCGCCGACCGAUUUCACAGCGCGCAGCGGCAACCCGCCGGCUUCCCUGUCGCCUUCGCCACCGCCGCGCACAACGGCGCCGCGGCGGGGCAGCACGGUGGCAUUGCCCGAAGGCGGCACGCGGUCCACAACGUCCGCCCUCGCUACCGAGAGCGAGGGUGGACGCCGGGCAAAGAUGAACCCGGUGGGGAGCGGGUGGCCCGGCCAGGGGAUCCCGUGGCCCUCGGCGGAGCCCGUGAUCGAGGCGCACACCGUCCAGGCGGGUGAGAGCGGCCGUGCAUUGCAGACGACACCGCCGCCACCGCAGGCCUGCGUGGGGCCGCUGUGCGCGCUUGGCGGCCAGCAGCAGCAGCGCACGCUGGUGGUGGCGGCCGGGGCCGUGGUCGCCGUGUGCGCACUCGUGGCUCUGGUCGUGCUCGGGCUGUGGUGCCUCCGGAAGAGACAGCGCUCGGCCGAGUGUCAGCUCAACGGCGGCAAGGGGAAGGCGGCGCAGAGCGAGAGCGUGGAGAUGCAGCGGACUGUGUGAACGAGCACAAACCCUGGGUCAACAUAGAACGUUGGGCCGACGUUGGACCGACAUUCGUCCAAUGGUUUCGACCAGAUGCCAACAUUGGCCCAACGUUGACAUGUUUGCCGGGACGGCCCUGUGUCCGGAGUGCAGUGGUAUCACAGCUUUGAUUGUUCUCUUCGGCGUAUUCCCUGGAUGUUUAAAGGAAUUGAUGUUUUAAUAGCUCGGAGUGCCCAACGACUGUGUGCAUGUAGUUACCAACCACAUGGCACAGAAUGUGGUGAUGGCAGCUGAGUUAUUCUCUGUUCGCUGGACUGUGACCAUGUUGAUGUUCACAAAGCAUGACUUACUGGGUUUCUGUUUACUCGGUGAAACCACGACGCUUAUUUAAAUCAACAUGAUAUUUGGAUAAGUUGAGUAACUUUCUUUUCCCAAAACUCUUUAACAGCCACUGUGAUCGAUUCAUUAUCAUUUUUACAGUCGCGAUUAAUGCAGUAGAUAAGCAUCGUGAUUGGAUGGACUCUUUCUUGCCCAACUAAUUUUGACUUCAAACAUAUUCACUGUAUUUUGAAUAGCUAUGUAAACGACGUGGAGCUUUUGAGCCUGCUUACAAAAAUAAUAAGAUUUUUGGAAAUUCUUCUUGACUCAAUGUUUAUAAAAUCUUAUUUUCUGAACAAAUUCCUAUCCAAUGACAACAUAGUUAAUUGGAAACCCAGUUUGUGAUGUCAUGAUCGUAAAUGCCUACGUCAUGUGAAUAGAUGCACUAUUCCGGUGCCCGAUAUGCUUUGUUUCUUCAUGUUUCACAUCAAGGUUGCAGAAUGACAUUUUAUUGUUUUAUUUUAUUUAUAUUUUCAACACCCAACAACCAGUACAGAAACACAAAGCGCCGGGGUGCACACCUUCCCAAGUGGCACACAAAACCGAAUGUGUACGUUUUUUCAUACAUACUGCUGAGGCCAGUGUUUCCACGCACCUAAGGAGAGAGAGCUUGACAGUCGCCCAACCAUUGAGGUCGCUCCUAAAGGGUGGGUGAAAACUCAGGGCGAGACGAACCCCGGCGACCCGAGGUCGAUCCCCGCUCACGGCCACCAACACCGGUCACGAUUAUCUGAACCGGUCCUGGGCCUCCCCUAGGUUGCUAUGUGGAAACAUCGCCACGAGGGAGACAAAGGUGGCCGGGCGUGGUGCUGGCCACCCACCCCCUCGUGUGCUGUCCCGGCCUUCAUAGGUGCUUGCUAACAGCACUUGCCCCAAAAGUCUGUUAAAGCUAUACUGGGGAUUUAUGUUUUGGAGUGGUGAGAGAGUUACCUUAGCAAAGUGGUUCAACUGUACUUAAUAAAUCUCAUAAAUCAGUAAUCAAUAAUUUCAUUACUAAUUAUUCUAUGGGUAUGAAAGUAAUAUGUAUAUUUCUAAACGUUUACUUGCGUUAUCUGAUUACUUUCAUGAUAACUUCAAACCAAUCUCCGAAACAGCAGUGCUGUAUUAUUGUUGGCUUUGUCUUAUAGCUCAAACUAUGAGCACAAUCAUUUUCUAUUCUCUUGAAUAUUGAAAACAUUUACAUCUGAAAACAGGUAUAACAUAAAUCAACACGUGUAUAUUAACUAAUGAUAAUAUAGUCAAAUACAGAAAGCAGAAUAAUAAUACAGGAUAACAAGUACUUAGAUUUUGAUUUAAAGCUUUCGUGACUGCAGGGAUUAAUAUUCUUGGUUCUUUCGGUAAAGUCACGUCGAAGGGAAAUAAGUACUUAGAUAUUCGCACCUGAUUACAUUAUCACGUGACAUGCAAUUAAUUAUUCCCUGUCACCGCAUUUGUGUCUGCAUUGGGAGACCACAAGCUAGAUAAAUAAAAACAAAACGUUCCCAUGCCCAUAUGAACAUUGAGUGUUAUACAGGUAGGAACAAUAGUUCCACACUGCCCACCAGGGUGUAUUUGUCUGUCUGUCGUGCAUAGCCACGCCCUCGAUUUGUAUUUCAUAGAGCGCUUCGGGCGGGCUCAGCACCACGUGACGCGCCGCCCCACGCAGCUUGCGCCACGUGACACGGAUCACACGAAUGCGCUGUCCAACCAAGUUCCUACCUGCCCACUCCAAAGGAACGUGUUAAUUCCCUCAUUUGUUAUGCCUCACACUGUAGUUUAAAUUCCGCAUGCCUAUGGCAGGGGUCAGUAUUUCCUGAGGAUGACCGCUGCUGACUACUCACGAAGUGGUACCCGUUUUAUGCAUCAUGCGGUUCUGAUUACUAAUUAGAAUCCAACUAAUGGACCUAGAUUUAUAGAAUGGUGGAAAAAUGUUGACUCGGUAAUUUCCUCCUGAUUGAGAAUUCCGAACGUUUCACAACACCAUCUGAUGAAAGGGAGCAAUGGCCGAUAACUGAAACGGACCAGUUGGUCUGACAGCGCCACCCAGCAGAAUUAUAAACAAAUUAUACCUAUUUUCCACCUGUGCUAAAACAUAUCAACCCCGCCCCUGGCCCUGCUUGGCCUUGAGCCAGAUUCAUAUAUCUUGUGAGGCCAGAGUUUCAUGCUUUGGUCCUAUAAACUACCUGAGGGCGAGACGACCCUGCCUUUCGCGAGUCCCAGGCACAGCUGGCCCGGCUGUCAAUACCUGGGCCCCUCCGAGGGUUACGCGGUCUUCUCACUGCCUUGUGAGUGUCUUGGGAGAGGUUUUGUGACGCACAGUAGCACAUUCCCGGCAGCCCCUGCAGCCAAACUGGUACCAAACGUCGUGCUACGCACUCCUUUGGACCUCACCAACAAGGCUGAGGGGGGGGGGAUCCUGACGCAUGGGCAACCCAUGAUUUCUAGAGUAACCUGCCUGGGCUUUGCGCCAACAAGAGGUGCAAAAAUGGGGAGAGGACACUCCUCGGCCACCUAAUCGUGGCCAAAAAACACGGAUGGCAGCAGUCACGGGUUAUAAGCUCAUUUUGGAUUGGCGUAAAAAAUAGCCGCCACGGGUUGCAAUCGUCGGUGGGAGGGGUCAUUGCACCCCAAUGGAUAGCUACCGCACACCUCAAGCUGGGCAGCCCCUGGCCAAUAAGGUGCUUUCCUGCCACGGCUCACCUGCUCCAAUGGGUGCUUGGAGCUUAUGGUUCAUCACCAGACGAGUGGACUGCAACACCUGAAACAGACAAAAGCAAAACAAAAGGAAAGAAGGUACCAGCCCUUCAUUUUGCAAGCUGGAAUGUACGUACAAUGUGUUCUGGACUCUCCGAAAAUUUAUUGCAAAUUGAGGACAUCUGCAAGACUGCAGUUAUCGACAGGGAGCUGGCGAGACUCCAUGUGGAUAUUGCAGCACUGCAGGAGACUCGGCUUGCUGGCAGUGGCUCACUACGAGAGAGUGACUACACUUUCUACUGGCAAGGCAAACAGCAGAAUGAACCAAGGCAACACGGUGUUGGGUUUGCCGUCAAAAAUACAUUCCUUGGCAUGAUAGAAUCACCAACCGCAGGCUCUGAGCAGAUUCUGCUCAUGAGACUGCUCACUGCGUCUGGCCAUGUAAACAUCCUGAGUGUCUACGCCCCAACACUCUACUCACCUGCGGAGAUUCAUGACCAGUUCUAUGAAGAGCAUCACAAUAUUAUUCGCAAAAUCCCGAGCUCUUGAGUACAUGUUUCUGUUGGGAGACUUCAAUGCAAGAGUUGGGGUUGACCACAAUGCGUGGCCCACACGCCUGGGCUAUCAUGGCGUCGGAAAAAUGAAUGCCAGCGGCCAAAGACUACUGAAGCUCUGCUCAUACCACAAUCUCUGUAUCACAAACUCAUUCUUUCACACAAAACCUUGCCAUAAAGUGUCAUGGAGACAUCCAAGAUCUCUUAAUUGGCACCAACUGGACCACGUCAUAACCCGACGAGCCCUCCUCAACUAAGUACUCAUCACAUGCAGCUACAACAGUGCAGUCUGUGACACCGAUCACUCACUGGUAUCCAGAAAGGUCAGACUACGCCCCAAAAAGAUACACCGCCUCAAACAAAAGCGUAUCAACUCUGCCAAGACCUCCCUCCCAGAGCUCGCUCAAUCAUUCCAGCACAGCCUUGAGCAGCCUCUACACGACACACCAGAUGGAAGCAUGGAGACAAAGUGGGCGCACAUCAGAGACGUCAUCUUCAAUGCAGCCAUCAAUACCUUUGGCAAGCAGACAAGGCAGAACACAGACUGGUUUGAGGAACACCUGGGUAUAUUGGAACCCAUCCUCCAAGCCAAGCGCAUGGCGCUCCUGAAGUACAAGCAAGUCCCAAGUACAGGAUCAUUAAGGGCUCUGAAAGCUGCCCGCAGUGCAGUUCAAACGACUGCCAGAUGCUGUGCCAACAACUACUGGCUGAACCUGAGCAGUAGAAUCCAACUCGCCUCUGACACUGGUAAUAUCCGUACAUUGUAUGAAGGCAUCAAGGCAGCCUUUGGUCCAAACAUCAGGAGCACUACCCCCCUGAAAUUCAGCACAGGGGCCAUCAUCACUGAUAAACAAGAGCAAAUGGCCAGGGAGGUAGAACACUACUCAGAGCUCUACUCACGAGACAAUAGUGUGUCAGAAGCUGCCCUUGCUGCACACUUCGGUAAGAAUUCAGACGAAAACGAACAAUCAUCGGCAUGUGCAUUAAGCCCACCGUUGCAUAAAUCAAAAGAUAACGGUUGCUUUAACAAGUAGUGCUGCUUCGAAGAGUCACAUAGCUAACAAAUCUUCACAUUAGGAUUAGAAACUCUCCAUGUUAGGCUUUAUGCAUGGUGUAUUUGUAUAUUUCACUGGCAAUGUUCUAAUACUUAAAUACGUAACAUAAUUAUAGUUGGUGGAACUGUUGUCUAAAUGUAGGCUUCAUUAUAACAUCUUGUAACUCAUAAUGUGAUCUUUUUUCAAAUAUUAUAGAUUAGCUAUAAUACUAAAAGAGGCAAAGGGAUAUCAGUCAAAAUAAUCUCCCGCAUUUGUUAUGCAUUGUUUGCAUAGAUCUCUUGUCACGUCAAAAAAGGUUUAAAACAUAAUAGCAUUUUAUUUAGACGUGUUUAUACAGUGAUACCUUAGUUGGUUUUGUAGAUGUAGGAAAUCACUAUUUAAAGAAGUCAUUGCUUUUUCCCCAAAUCAAAAUGUCCAUUGGCAGUUUUGUUUGAGGGGACAUUUGCUCCAUAGCACAAUCUUUGUGGGCUUUUUCAACAAAGUGGUGGUCAUAUUGUCGACCCUGGACGGAUGAUGGGCUGAGGCAGCCCCAAUCAGCAUUAAAACACAGAGUUUCCGACUGUGAGUGAAGCCCUCUAAUCCAAAGGUCUAGGUACAUCCCUCGCAAUUUCUUGCUCAGGCCACUGUUGGCACAAGGGCCCCAACGAGAGGUAGCUCUGGAGAGCCUCUCUGAAGAUAAUUUUCGCCCACUCUUCCACACUGGCCAGACGUCUUAGAAGCGGUGGGAGUACCCACAUUUUGCCUCACCACAUGCAAUAUGCUUACUGUAUUUACUUACCGUAGUGCUCCCAUUUAUACCGCUGGGUAAACAGAGGCGGGGAUUUAAGAAACGUGCCCCAUUUUAAAAUCCUUUAUAUUAAGUUCGCUUGCUUGCCUGCUUGCGCGCUUACGACCGUGCAAAUCUUUCGGUCGUUUUUUAACCCACUUCCCGUGAUCCAAUCGAGCUGACAUUUUGCACACAGACUUGUUGUGCGUGACAAUUUCUUUUCGUGAAAUUUUUUUUCCAAAAUGUGACACUUUUUAGGUACAUUUUUUAUUUAUUUAAUUACCAAUUGCUUAAUGGUGGCAGGCAAUCAUCUGACCCAUAGGUGGCAGCCAUCUCAAGCCAGAGGACGAGAGGACUCGAGCCGCCCGUUUCAAAGACCAAUGUGGGCUGGGUUGUGGCCCAUUGAACACGCAUAUAAAGGAUUUAUAGUGAAAAACUUUGUUUUUACGGGUUAAUUUUUUUCCACUGAUGCACUGGGAUCUCAAAUCGGCGACCUCAAUGUCAAAGGUCGUGUCAUUUUGUAUGUUGAACUUCUUUUCGCACUGUGUAUAGCCAGCCAACCGUGCUAAUCGGAGGUGCGGGGAAGGAAAACACCGAAAGUAAAAAGCAGUUUUGCACACAUUUCUGUUGGAAGUGGGCAUUGUGGAUAACAAGCUCAUAGGCUGAUAGAAUCAUUAUAUUUCGAAGAUUAAUCACUUUACAUGAACAUGUUUUAUUCCGUAUUUCCAUUAUGGCUUCCAAUUAUAAGGCGUGCAGCCAAAUGAACUGGAGAGUGGAUGACAUGUGCUUGCCAAAUCAGUCGAACUUACUUUGAAUAGAACUGCUCUCAAAUUUCCAUAACAGCCCACUUAAUGGGUUUGGCGAACGCAUGUCAUUAAGAACACGUCCUCGCGAGGGGCACGCGUAUAAUUGCAGAGGGUAUACUGUGACAUUCUCGAGAGGGGCAUGAUUCUUUUAAUUUAUAAUUUUGGGGUUUUUCCAAUUUUCCUUCUGUGACUUUGUUUUGCUGCUGCUCAAUGAAGAAUCAAGGUCCUAUGACUAGGAACCAUCUUAUAUCACAGUACAUGCAGUACAUGGAAUUGUAAGGGACACCUUUGCAGACAAACUUUGCAUCGUUUCCCAAAAUAUAUCUAUAUAUGUUGGGACAUAUACAUUUUUACACACUCCACGAUGAACACCGCUUUGUAACAGAACAAAACACGAUAUAAUUGGCUGUUCCAGGCAAUGGCCUAACGCAAUAGGAAAUGUGAGUCUUGUAAUAUGUAUUUUUGGUUAUUAAUGUAUUUGACAAAGUUAGUGAGUUUUAAAUUGUAUUAUUUUGUUCUUGUACACUAGUGUCAAUGCAGUUUGACUCGUUUUGACCCUCAGAGCUGGGCAUGCGCAAAUUAGAACACAAGCAUAAAUGAGGUGUAUUGACUGAAGAUAAGUUUGGCUUGAGCAGGAUACAUCACGAGAUGGGAUGAUAACUGAUGUACAAGACUAGCAACAGGUUGCUAGCCGAAGGAAAUAACACACCCAAAAGGACAACCGCCACAGAUAUGGAGCGAUGAGAUCAGGUCACGUACAGAAGUGAGAUAGAUUGUGGAAUCGCAAGACCAUGAAUGGUGAAGUUUUGGUGAUCAUCCAGCAGUGGAUAGAUCAUGAUGAAUAAGACAGUGUUUGUUGAUGGUGACAGUUUUGAGCUAUUGGCCUAUGAUUUUAAAUCACUGCCGUCGACGCCCCUUACGUUCAACAUGAAAUACAACAUGACCAAACAUGUUCACUCUCAUUUUAUUACACUU
Lethenteron reissneri (Far Eastern brook lamprey) is the source of this 9028-nucleotide messenger RNA. RefSeq names its product sushi domain containing 5 (gene SUSD5). Gene Ontology annotation, biological process: Notch signaling pathway; cell adhesion. The record is from RefSeq and is a predicted model, not a curated record. Lineage: Eukaryota; Metazoa; Chordata; Hyperoartia; Petromyzontiformes; Petromyzontidae. Gene Ontology annotation, molecular function: hyaluronic acid binding.